UCGAGCGCGCACCGGCUCGCCGAUGAUCCGGCACAGCGAUAAAUCUUCGUUCCGGAUCGGCGUACGGACGAUUGCGCCGAUCGAACGUGAUCGACGGCGCAGCCAGCCGACGACGCGCGCUUAAUAUCGUCUCGUUCGAUUAUCCGCCACGCGAUAAUCCACCGAUAAUUAUGUAAAGAGGAUGCCAUAGCCGCGAGAAACGCACACCGGACUCGUCACGCGGCUCCGUUUGUCGCCGAGCGGACUCGAAAAUCAAUUUUCGUUUAUCACGGUUUUCGAUCGUUAAUUGAACGUUCAAAUAACCAGUGGUUUCAAUGUUAGCCUCGAAGCCAGCAGCGCGCCACGGGUGCGCGCAUGCGCGGCGCCGUUCGGAUCAGUUCGGUGCGGCCGCGCGAUUGACACAUGUGCUUGUUAGGUUAGCCCGCGUGGUUUUUCGAACGUUGUUGUUUUGUCAGUGAAUUCGAACGCGGUUGGGAGAAGUGUCGAUCCGCGGGGUGAACAUUCGACGGACGCACGGUGAACGAUGACUGUACAGGAGAUGGACAUUUCUUUGAACAUCUCCGCGGAUCCUGCGAGCAAGAGGGUGGGGAGCAAUGACGAUUAUAUCCUUAGUUUAAUGAAAGGAGAGAAGAAUAAGACGGAGAAAGGCAAACGUGUUAGCGAGGGUAAGGUGAAACUGAGUUCUGUGAAAGUUGUGCCUGCUGGUACUAAACAGCGGGUUAAGCAGAAGUCUUUGGCGGCCAUUGUUGCUAAAAAAUUGGAGGGAAGUGGGUCAGUUAGUCAGUCUUUGAAGGGGAAUAAAGUGCAGAAGAAGGUGACAUUUAAAGUACCAUCCGAUGGUGUCAAUAAGAAGUUGAAGCAGGAAUCGCAUCGAGUUGCUUUGAAUGUAGAACAUAAAGAUGUAGAAGUGAAAAAGUCAUUGUCAAGUUCAGUUAGCGAAGACAGCAAGGCACCUGUUAUAUCUUUUACCAAAGUUACGAAAGAAAACUUUGGUAAAACGCUGUUAGCGAGAAAAAGGGUUAUUAAAGACACAGAUUCCAAGAAGACUCUUUCUAGUAUAUUUUCCAAAGAAGCAGAACCUCAGAAUACUGAAGUUAGUUUGUUGAGUUCGUUGAAAAGAUUAGACAGGGAUGAAGAUAUAGUUCCAAAAAAGAAGUCUAAAGUAGAACAGGAAGAGCCUUCAUCUGUGACAAAAGAAGUAGGCCGCAAUAAUAAAAAGAAAAAGAAACUUAAAGAACAGAAAACAUCAUCGAGUGUCGUAGAAAAAAUAGAUGUUGGUGUUAAAAAGAAAAAGAGACAUAUAGAAAAGUCUACUGACAAACCCGACAAUGAGGAAAAAGAGGAGAAAAAAGCAAAUGUUACUCACAAAUCCAUUGGAGGGAAGAUAUCUUCCCUCUUCGGUCAUAAUCCAGAAAUACCGAACAUUGGCCAAAGAUUUGUGAAGCCUAUAAAUGAACCAGUCUUUACAGGAACAACUUUUAAGGAUCUAAACAUUCAUCCUUUCAUGAUUUCAAACUUAGAGCAAAAUAUGGGAAUCACAGAAAUGACAAUAGUGCAGCAGAAAGCAAUUCCUCGGAUACUUUCUGGCAAAGAUAUUUUAAUUAGGUCUCAGACAGGAUCUGGGAAGACUCUAGCGUAUGCUUUACCUAUAGUUGAAUUCCUACACAAAAUCAGGCCCAAGUUAAACAGGAAUAGUGGUUUAAAAGCUCUGAUCGUUGUGCCAACUAGAGAAUUGGCUUUGCAAACAUACGAAUGUUUCUUGAAAUUAAUAAAAUCAUUCACAUGGAUUGUCCCAGGAUACUUAGCAGGGGGUGAAAAGAGGAAAGCAGAGAAAGCUAGGUUGAGGAAGGGGUGUAACAUCUUAGUAGGUACACCCGGUAGAUUAUUAGACCACAUUAACAGAACCACAGCUUUGAAGCUGGGGGACGUGAAAUAUUUCGUUUUGGACGAGGCGGAUAGAAUGUUCGACAUGGGCUACGAGAAAGAUAUAUCAGGAAUAGUAAGUGCUUUAAAAAUCUCCACCCCAAGCGAGAAUACAGACUACGAUGCAAUGAACAUACUCCGACAAAACGUGAAGAAAGUUUUCACGGAAGACGAGAUCGAGCACAUGGAAGAUGACACGAGGCAACAAACGCAAAUGGAGGAUCAAAAAGAUUCCGAAUCCGAUAACGAGACUGAUAAAGACGUUAAACAGCAACCAGCGUACCAUUCAAGCAGUGACAACGAUUCCGAUGAGGAAGAACCUUUCGUCAAGUCGAAAAAAUCAGACAAACGAAAGUCUCCGUUGAAGUCCUCGGAAAAGAAUGAUCCCAAGGUCUCGACCGACGAUACUCGACAGAAGGAAUACCAGAAUGACAACAGUGAUCCAUCCAGGAGACAAACGAUCCUGCUUUCCGCGACGUUGACGCAGUCCGUGGAAAAGUUAGCUGGCCUCGCGAUGGAGAAUCCCCUAUUCGUCGACGCUGCGAAGGAGAACCUAGAGAGAACCGGGGACGAGACAAGCGACCUGAACGAGGACUUGGUGGUCCCGCAGAGCGUGGCGCAGACGUACGUGGUCACGCCGGCGAAACUGAGGAUGGUGACCUUAAGCGCAUACGUCGCCGGCAAGUGUCAGAGCCACGGACAACACAAGAUAUUAAUAUUCAUGGCCACUCAGGAUAUGGUUGAUUAUCAUACGGAAAUUCUGUCUUCCGUGCUGACCAAACCGGUCGACGACGAGGACGAGGACUCCGAUCCGUUGGUCGACGUGGAGUUCUUCAGAUUGCACGGUAACAUGACGCAAAAGGAGCGGACGGACGUGUUCAAAACGUUCAGGCUGGCUAGGAGCGGCGUUCUCCUGUGCACGGACGUCGCAGCUCGUGGACUGGACCUGCCGAAAGUGGACUGCGUGAUACAGUACACCGGGCCAACCUCUGCGAGGGAUUACGUUCAUCGAAUCGGUCGAACCGCGCGAGCCGGUUCCUCCGGAUCGGCGACGAUCUUCCUGACGCCGGCCGAGAUCGAGUUCGUUCGAAUGCUCGAGUCCAGACGUAUUAGAAUCAAGCAGGAGAGCAUGGACGACAUCCUCGAUAAGCUGUUGACUCCCUUGUGCAAGCACACUUCCGCUCACGGCGCAGCAAUCGCGUUGCAGAACGAGUUCGAGAAUUUGGUGCUGGAGGAGUCGAAACUUCGCGGGAAAGCGGUGAAAGCGUACAUCUCCUGGAUCCGAUUUUACUCGAGCUACCCUCGAGAUAUGCGAGAGGUCUUCGACCGGAAGAAGCUUCACCUCGGCCACUUCGCGAAGAGUUUCGCGUUGAGGGAGACCCCGCAACGGAUCGGUGGAAUUGGGAAGAAGCUACGCGAGAAAGACAACAGUUCCAAUCAGCAGCAGCACAACAAUAAACUGGCGAACCAGAGGCCCGACGGGGUGCCCCGGAGGAAGCAGCAGCAGCAGGGGCCGCGCGACCAUGCGAGGACGGGGUCGCUGAGGAACGUCAGGAUGCUCAACACCUCGGAGUACGGAAGCGGCCUCGAGCCGGCCGUGAAGAAGCCAAAGAAAUCGUGAGCGUCGCAUUAUCACCUCGACUGGCUGGUAAACAGAAUGCGAUUUCGUUUGCCGUGAUUCCCACCUCUCGUGUAAAUACUCACCCUCCUUUUAACCGUACGGUUAACCGGGCGAAAUCAGGUUACCGGACUUUCCGCGAAUCCCCGGACUGUUCGUUUUGUCCCCGUUACACGCGGCUUGCGUAACCGCUACUGCCGCGAGCGAUCCUAUCUUGUACAGAAUUGUUGUUGUCGCCGGUGUUUCGGCGCGCCCGCGUGUCACGUCGAGAAAUAAAUUUUUGGUAAAGGAAAU
Molecule: messenger RNA, 3835 nt
Organism: Nomia melanderi (Alkali bee)
Lineage: Eukaryota; Metazoa; Arthropoda; Insecta; Hymenoptera; Halictidae
Product: ATP-dependent DNA helicase DDX31
Molecular function (GO): RNA helicase activity; ATP binding; nucleic acid binding
Source: RefSeq, a predicted model, not a curated record